Messenger RNA from Penaeus monodon (black tiger shrimp), 2025 nucleotides. RefSeq names its product zinc finger protein Xfin-like. The record is from RefSeq and is a predicted model, not a curated record. The transcript is spliced from 4 exons. The coding region runs from base 1 to 2025 and encodes 674 amino acids. Lineage: Eukaryota; Metazoa; Arthropoda; Malacostraca; Decapoda; Penaeidae.
AUGAAGGGCUGUCCAUACUGUGAUGUGAAAUUCCAUAGCACAGCUGAGCUCAAGUAUCAUUUGAUGAUUCAUAAAACUCUGGAAGGCUUUGAGGGUAAAGAGAAAUUUUCCAGCUCAGUUGCCUUAGGGAAAGAUAAAGAUAAAGAGCAGAUCAAGGAGGGGAUUGGCCAAAUACUGUGUAGCCCAAGUUCAGGGGAAAGACCACCAGUAUGCUCACAGGAGGAUGAAAAGUUACCACCCUCCCAGCUGGUGCAAGAUGCAAAUCAAAAUCAAAAUGGUUCCCUAGCAAGAAUGCAUAAGAGGAGAAAACAUGAUUUGCAUAAACCUUUCCAGUGUUCACAGUGUGAGUGGAAAUUCACCUAUGCUUAUGAACUGAGAUCUCAUGAGGAUACUCAUAUGCAAGAGAGAAGUUCAGUUUCUUGUUUGUAUUGUAAUCAGAAAUUCCUUCAUGAAUUCACUCUUAAACGUCACAUAAAAAUCAGUACUAAAGAAAAUCCAUUCAAGUGCCCAAAAUGUGUUGAAACUUUUGAAGUACAGUGUUUGCUUAGAAAACAUGUAAAAAGUCAUAAAGGUGAAAAGACCUUCAAAUGUGCACAUUGUGAUAUGAAAUUCUUUGUGAAGUCCAGGUUGAUCCUACACAAAACAUUCUCAGAUGAAAGUCCAUUUUGGUGUUCACACUGUGAAGAAAAAUUUAUUUCAGAGAAGGACUUGAUAGAGCAUGGGAAAAUACAUGUUAGUGACAUAUACCUGUGCUCUCAACACACGAAGGCAAAUGCUAAUGGGAAGCAAUUCAAAUGCUCCUACUGUGAUGAAAAUUUCAAUGCAAAAUGCAUUCUGAAGAAGCAUGUGAAAAUUCACAAGGGUGACAAACCAUUCUAUUGUUCACUCUGUGACAAGAACUUUAUUUGGAGAUCUCAGCUUGACCAUCAUCUUACAACCCAUAACAGUAAAGAAACUAAGAAAUGGGAAGAUAAGCUGACCACUUUGCCCUUUUUAAGUAAAUGUUUAAGGAAUCUGCCAAACAAAGAGACCCAAAAGCAGAUAAUGUCUCACAGCUCUUUGCUUGAUAUUCCCAUGGCAGAAAUCCAAGAACAGAAAUCAGCAAAGGUCCAGCCAGAAGGAUGUCUCACUGAGGAACACAGUACUAAGGAAGAUUUUUCAGCGACAGCCAAAUUUAGAAGAUGCAACAUAGAUGAAUGUCACCCAGGGGAAAAUGCUUCUUUUGCAAAAAAAUCUCUAAAAGUGGUUCAGGAAUGCUCUAGUAAGGAAGAGACUAGUUGUAAGGAAGAUCUUCCAGCACCAGCAGAGCUAAAAAGGUUCUAUGUAGGAGAAGGUGAACCAGAGGAAGAUUCUAGCUCUGAUGAGACUAAUACUGAGGAAGAUCUUCCCACACUAACAGAGCUAAGGUCUCCUGUAGGAGGUCAGCCAAAGGAAAUAUCCCAUGUUGAUGAAGUUCAGGAAGAUUCUAGCUCCGAGGAGACCAGUAGUGAGGCAGAUCUUCCUGCACCAACAGAACAAAGAUCAGACAUAGAAGAAAGAGAGCCAGAGGAAAUAUCUCCUGUAAAACAGUGUCUAGAAUAUUCUAGCUCUGAGGAGAAUAGUAUUGAGGAAGAUCCUCCAGCACCAGCAGAAUUAGGGAUAUCCCUCAUAGAAGGAGGUGAACCAGAGGAAAAUUCUCCUGAAAAGCAGUUUCAGCAAGAUUCUAGAUGUGAGGAGACCAAUGGUGAAGAUUUUCCAUCACCAUCAGAGCUAAAAAGAUCCCACGUAGGAGGUCCAACUAAGGAAAAAUCCCCUAGAAAGCCAUUUCAAAAGACUGAUAGUGUGAAAGAUUUUCCCAUACCAAAAGAACUAAGAUUCAACAUAGGAGAAGGGCAAGUAGAGGGAAAUGUUACAAAUAUAAGAGAGUCUCCUUUAAAGGUGGUUCAGUCAGAACACCAACCGGAUACAACAGAAGCCAAAACAGACUGGAGGAUUUUAAUCUCCAUCUUGAUAGAGAAUUUAGAAUGGUCUCUGAAGCACAGGUAG